CUACAAAUAGUACAAAUCUCCGCCAUACUUUCUUCGGCUUUCGGACACCAGCAAAAAUAGCAAAAUUAUAAAUUUCUUUUGGCACAGUUCUGUAUUUUGCGAAAAAUGGGUGACAACAAGUUGCCUCGUCAAAUAUUCGAUGGCUUUAUCAAUUCAGUCAUUAGUGUGGUUGACGGACCUGUCACCUGGUUCAGAGAAAGGGUUGUGACUCCCAACCGCGAGAGCUACCCUUGGUACCACCAGAAGUUCCGCAGGGUGCCCACAAUUGACGAGUGCUACACCGACGAUCGAAUCUGCUUCUAUGAGGCCAAUGAGCAGUUCAAAAGAGACAAAGAUGUUGAGAACGAAAUUCUGACUAUUCUGCGAGUCCGCUUGGAAGAUUGCACUGUUUUCAAUGGCCCUGAUGCUGGAGUCAAGUGCAAGGAUAUUUUUGAAAACUACAAGAAAGCAGAGACAAACUGGUUUUGCAAAUAUGGUGACCUGGGACGUCAUGGCACUGUAAAGGAUGCAUACAUGAAGCAGAAGCACCGCAUGGUUUGGGAAAGACGUCAUGGCCCAGUCGGCAGCGGAAUGAGGGAAACUCCAGCGGCUGCUGAAGAGUAAAAAAAUAGAAGGUUGCAGUCACAGAAACAUAGUAAAAAUGCUUGUUGGGCGAAAACUUUCUCACAUGUUAUGUAAAUUUGUUGAAAUAAAAGUCUCCAAUUGUAGAAAAAGUA
This is a messenger RNA of Neocloeon triangulifer, 716 nucleotides long. It is a transcript of the gene ND-PDSW, whose product is annotated as NADH dehydrogenase [ubiquinone] 1 beta subcomplex subunit 10. Lineage: Eukaryota; Metazoa; Arthropoda; Insecta; Ephemeroptera; Baetidae. The record is from RefSeq and is a predicted model, not a curated record. The transcript is spliced from 4 exons. Bases 106 to 603 code for a protein of 165 amino acids.